Clonostachys solani is the source of this 40062-nucleotide messenger RNA. NCBI's taxonomy places the organism in Eukaryota, Fungi, Ascomycota, Sordariomycetes, Hypocreales, Bionectriaceae. The record is from the annotation of a GenBank genome assembly.
AUGUUUCGUCUUCUGAAUCUGCGACCGAAGACCUGGGUCGCCAGAGCCCCGGAUGAAAGCCGUAAGGACUCUGAUGACUCGAAAAACGGCCAUCAAACUCCAUUGGAUCAGUAUCAGGAAGAUUGUGAAGGUGCCGGGCUCGCCCCAAUUGCCAUAUGUGGAGCGGCUCUCCGUCUGCCUGGCGGUAUCUCUCAUCCGGAUGAGUUAUGGGAUCUUCUAACGAGCAAUCUGGAUGCCCGGUCAUUUGGAUUGGCUACCAGGCAUGCUCGUGGAAAUGGAACCAUGUCUGAAACUUGCAUGCCUGAUGGACUGUCGCUCGGGGAAGGCAAAAAUGCCCUCGAUGCCUCGUUUUUCUCGGAUAUCCCCAAAUCAUUUGCAAAUCAGCCCCAAGGAUGGCAGAAAGUGUUGGAAGUGGCACGCGAGUGUCUUGACGAUGCGUGUGAAGUUGGCUCCGAAGGGAAGACCAAAGCAAGGGUUUUGGUUGCAGCUUCCAGGCCACAAGCUUUGGGUAUGGCAGACAGUCUGUGUCGAGCACUGAAAUUCGACGGGGAAAGCAAGGAUGUGAUUUCCGAAUCGUCGGCAUCGUUCAUUGCACUCAACGAGGCUUACAACUCGUUGAGUAAGGGUGAGGCUGGUUCUGCCCUAGUUAUUGGCGUGAACUUGUUCGCUGGACAUGAUGACACAAGCGCACUUGAAAAAGGCGACGCUUUCAACAACAACAACCAAAUCAAUGGCUCUUCGAGAGGAGAAGCCAUAUCCGCAGUAUAUAUUAAAUCCCUACGAGAGGCUCUUACAGAUGGAAAUCCCAUCCGGGGAGUCAUCCGCGCUAUACAUAAGGACGAUGUCGAUACAAAUGGUGUGCCUGGAGUUUCCCUGGAGGAAGCACCGGAAGAACUAAUACGAAAGACGUAUGAGAAAGCUGGCUUGGAUCCCUCCAGGACGGCUUACUUCGAGACUCAUGGUACUGGGUUCCUUGAGAAGGGCGACCCAGAAGCAGAUUCUAUACGUCGUGUUUUCGGUGAAAAUAAUAUCAGCGUGGGUUCUGCGAAAUCCAAGUUGGGUAAUAACGAGGGUGCUGCAGGCAUCACCAGCGUGAUCAAAGCCCUACUCUCACUCGAGCGAAACGUCAUCCCGCAAAGUAUUCGCCCUGGUUCUGUAGGACAAACUUGCUCCCCAACAAGACUGCUGGUCCCAUCAGAACCUACCCCUUUCCCAGAGGACCGAGCUGAGAGAAUUAGCAUAAACUCUUUGGGGUCUCAAGGGAACAAUUUCCAUUUGAUUAUUGAAUCAUUCUCCACCACGAGGACUCAACUCGUAACCCCAGAGCCAGCAGACCCUGAACUGUUGCUGUUUUCUGCGGAGACCCCGUCGUCAUUGACCAGGCAGAUCCGGACUCACCAUGACUUUCAUAAAGCUAGUAGGGCCCGAGGGGCUGAUAUUGCUUACACGAGGGCUAUGCGUCGUGAAGCCUUGCGGCAUAGAUCUUUCUCAAUUCUGCACGAGGGAGAGUUUCUCAGCACCUCGAGCAGUAUCGAGGGUCGAGCCCAACCACGCAGCCUAGUAUUGGUCUUCAGUGGACAGGGAGCACAAUGGGCAGGGAUGGGAAGAGAACUAAUCCAAACUAACCCUGAAUUUCGAGCAGAUAUAGAAACGAUGGACGAGAUUCUUGGCAAUCUGAAAAAGCCCCCAACAUGGAAGAUUUUGGAGGAAAUACAAAAAGGUGCAGAGGAUUCUGGAAAUCGAAUUGGGCAUCCUGAGUUGUCACCUCCUAUAUGUGCCGCCUUCCAAAUUUCUCUAUUCAGAUGGCUACAACGUCUGGGUGUGCAUGCAGAAGCCGCUAUUGGCCAUUCAGGUGGCGAAGUAGCCGCGGCAUAUGCUGCUGGCUAUCUGAGCAUGGAACAUGCAAUCACGGUUUCAUACUAUUAUGGACAAGUGGCCCCAGGCAAUGGUUCCGAUGGAGACAUGGCGGCUGUGAGCUUGGGCUCUAGCGAGAUACACGGCUUCCUGAGAGAUGGUGUCGUGAUCGGCUGCGAGAAUAGCCCAGCGAGCACGACUCUGUCUGGAGACCGAAAGGUCUUGGACGAGAUUCUGUCGUCGAUUAAAAAGGAAAGACCUGAUGUGUCUGCACGCAGGCUGAACGUCAAUAUGGGCUAUCACUCUCAUCAAAUGAGCCCGGUAACCGAAAGCUUUCUUGAAAAUCUGUUGACAGAGGGCGUUUGCUUCUCAAGGCCUCAAAAUGGGCGUGGAUUGGUUUUCAUCUCCAGUAUACAGGGCCAAGUGGUUGAGCACCCAGAGUUCCUCGGACCUGAUUAUUGGGCCACCAAUCUCAACAGCCGGGUCCGCUUUAGCACUGCUAUCAAAAAGUAUCUGGAGAAUAGAGGAGAGUGUUUGUUCCUGGAGGUUGGGCCGCAUUCUACGCUCGGUGUGCCACUGCGACAGAUUUGCGAGUCUGAGGACAUGCCAUAUAACUAUGUGCCGUCUCAGAAGCGGAAUACAAACAGCCAGAUCACGUUUCUUUCAGCAGUCGGAAGACUCUGGCAAGAAUCUGCAGUUGAAAACUUGACAUCGCUUUUCAAACAUGGAAAGGCAAUCCCGGGACUUCCAUCGUACCCUUGGGACUACGGUCACACCGGGAAUGACACAGAUGACAGCUCACGAAUGAGGCGUGCUUUCUCCAAUCUAAAUGAAAUGCCACCGAAGGAGAGAAGGGAACGGUUGAUAUCCAUAUUUAAUGAGGGGGCUUCAGAUGAACUGGCUGACGAUGAGGUCCCGACAACGGAAGCUGAGAUGGUCCUCCGGGUUCUAUGGAGGCGUGUGCUCCAAGGCAUCGUCACUACGAGAGCCUCGGCGAUCGGUAAAAAGCACAACUUCCUUCUGCUAGGAGGCGAUUCUCUUGUGACCAUAGAGCUGGUAACCUUGGCUAGCCGGUUUGGUAUUCGCAUGGUGCCAGCUGAUGUUGUUCGGCACCCGCGGCUUUCUCAAAUGGCCGCAAUUGCUUCCAUCGGCGACGACCAUGUUGAAGUUGACGUUAAACCCUUCAGCAUGCUAGGCCCCCAGGAUUCUGAAGAGACAAAAGCGAAAGUACAAGUCGAGUGCGGUUUACUGGAGGAUCAAGAAAUCCAGGAUGUGUACCCUUGUACGACUCUACAAGAAGGCUUCAUGGCGCUGGGCGUCAAACAACCAGGCUCUUAUAUCCACCGCUGGGUCUAUAAGCUACCGAAUAGCCUUAAUCUUGCGCGUUUCAAGGAAGCAUGGGAAAAGGUUAUGCAGAGUUGUGAUAGCCUGCGUUCCAGAAUUGUUCUAGUUGAGAACAAAGCUCUGCAGGUCGUCGUUAAAAACGAUAUCGCUUGGGAGCAUCCUGUUACUGGCGUUAGUCUAUCGGCACACGUCAGGGAAAUCAGCAAUUCAGUCAGGAUGAGCUACGGAGACCGACUCAAUCGCUUCGGAAUCGUGCAGCAAGAUGAUGGUGACCUCUAUUUCCUCUGGACUAUUCAUCAUGCUGCUUUUGAUGGCCUGACAAUGAAGAUUGUUCUCGAUGGUUUAUACCAUGCCUAUCAUGGUCACGACUUGGGACCUGUGCGACCCUACGCCAACUUUAUCCAAUACAUCCAGUCUAUUGAUACUGAAGACGCGAGUAAUUAUUGGCGGAAUGAGCUGGAGGGCGCAAGCAAGGCCCAGUUUCCUACCUCACAUCUAUCUGCUAAGCCGGCAAACUCCGCCCAGGUGAUGAAAUCGAUUAUGCCCUUCCAAAAUUUGACGAAACCUUCCUCCACCGCCGGUACUAUACUUCGAGCCGCGUGGUCGAUUGUUCUUGCGAAGUAUUGCGGUACAAAGGAUGUGUGUUUCGGAACGACUGUAUCUGGAAGGCAGGCACCGAUCUCAGGACUGAAUGAAAUUCCAGGGCCUAUGAUUGCAACCGUCCCUGUCCGUAUUCAGAUUGACAAUACGAAGCUUCUCUCCGUUUUCCUUCGCGAGGUACAGUCUCAGUCGGCUGAAAUGGCCCAGUAUGAGCAGUUCGGCCUACAGAAUAUCUCCAAGCUGAGCCAAGAUGCGCAGGACGCCUGCGACUUAGCCCACUUGAUGGUUGUUCAGCCUAUGCACCACCUGGACAGCGUUGCCGUUACCGCCGAGGACAGCGUUCUGAUAAGCGGAAGAGAAGAGAGAGCCCUGUCCGAAGAGGCAAUGAAGACGUAUUUCAAUUACCCUCUCGUAGUGCAACUGCGUGUUGGCGGCGGCCAUGUUGAGAUCGACUUUACCUACUACCCAGACGUCAUUGGUGAGGUGCAACUGGAAGCACUCUCCCACCACUUCAAGCGGGCAGUUGAUGAAAUUCUCCUUCCAGAGGACAGAACGCUCGGGGAGAUUUCCAUCUCAGGACCUUGGGACGUCCAGUUCGCCCACUUAUCGAACAGUCGCGAGGAGCCUGAGAUAAUUGAAAGUUGCGCCCAUGAAUUUGUCGAGACACACGCGAAGACCAGACCCGAAGCAUUGGCAAUUGAUGCCUGGGAUAUGAAAUUAACAUACAAAGAACUGAACAAGAAGGCAAAUAGACUGGCACACUAUUUGGUGAAGACUUACGAGGUUCAGUCUGAUGAGUUCAUACCGGUUUGCUUUGAAAAGUCUGCGUGGUUUUUCGUCUCUAUCCUAGCGAUCAACAAGGCUGGAUGUGCUUGGGUCCCUCUUGACCCAUCACAUCCUUUCGAGCGUCACCGGCAGGUUGUUUCCCAAACAGAAGCGAGAUUUGUGCUUGCUUCCGCGCAGACGGCCGAUAUGUGUUCUGCGGUGAUCGAACAAGUGGUGGAAGUUGGACACACUCUUGAUAAAAAGCUCCAGAAAAGGCAGCCGAAAGCGAAUGGCGUUUGCAAGGUAUCCCCGGACAACGCUGCCUACGUACUCUUCACAUCAGGCAGCACGGGAACGCCCAAGGGGAUUGUGAUUGAGCAUCGGGGGCUUUGUACGAGAUUGACUGCAAUAGUCAAGCGACUAGGGAUGCAGUCAGAUGCCAGGGCGCUCCAAUUUGCGUCUUAUGUAUUCGAUUUUUCCGUUGGCGAAAUCAUGAUGCCUUGGGUUGCGGGUGCCUGCAUCUGCGUUCCUCCAGAUGCUGUGCGAAUGAACGGUCUUGAUCUCUUUAUCAACGACAUGAAGAUUGACUGGCUUUUUCUCACACCUUCUUCUGUUCGUAUUUUGACCCCGGACAGAGUCCCUGGUAUCAGAAUGCUGUUUCUUGCUGGAGAGGCUGUGACCCGUGAUAUUCUUGAUAAUUGGGCUGGGAGAGUCCGUCUUUUCAAUGGAUGGGGGCCGGCUGAAACUUGCGUGGUGGAUACAGUACACGAGUUCUCAUCUGCACAUGAAUCGCCUAUGAAGAUCGGGUAUCCAGUGGGAGGAAGUUGUUGGAUUGUUGAUCCUGACGAUGCUAGUAAACUAGCACCUACUGGAACUGUGGGAGAGGUUCUUCUCCAGACCCCUUCAGUGUUACGUGAGUAUCUUCGGGACAGAGAGAAGACGGAAGAGUCGAUACUGGGAACACCUCCACCGUGGGCUCUCAACCAAAACACGAAAUACUUCAGCCGCUGCUUCAAGUCCGGUGACUUAUGUCGGUAUAACCCCGACGGAACUUUGGAAUUCGUUUCACGGAAAGGCUCCCAGGUCAAAAUUCGUGGGUUCCGUAUCGAACUUGGGGAGGUACAACAUCAUAUCUUGGCAGUCCUACCCGGAGUACGCCAAGUGGCUGUCGACGUAUACAAGGGAGAUACUGGCUCUCAGUUGGUUGCAUACGUUUGCUUCAAUGAAAAGCGGCUCCAGUCGGCUGAGAAGCCACCAUUUCUUCCUCUUAGUGAAGACCUCCAGUCGCUUCUCUUAGCCGCAGUAGGAGAGUUGAGCGUUAGAGUACCGCAGUACAUGAUUCCUACUCGCUUUAUCCCUUGCUUUUAUAUGCCUAUUUUGACAUCGGACAAGAUAGACAUGAGGAAGCUGAGCAGACUCACAUCCCUUCUUGGCCCGGUUGAGCUAAGCAGUUAUGGUCUCCAGAGCAGCAAGAAGCGCAAGCCAGAGACGGUGAUGGAGAAGAAGAUUCAGGCCAUGUGGGCAGAUAUUCUGAAACUGCCUCUGGACAUUAUUGGCCUAGACGACAGUUUCAUUGGCCUGGGAGGUGAUUCUAUCCUUGCCAUCCACCUUGUGAGGAUGGCACACCAUGCAGGUAUUGGCCUCACCGUAAAUGCUAUUUUCAAAGACCCGCGCCUGUCGAUAGUGGCGGCCUCUGCCACAGUCUUAAAUGGCGAAAGCAGUGCCUCCGUUGAAAUCGAGCCCUUCAGCUUAUUGAAAGAAUCAUUGCGCAGUAAGAAUGGGCAGGAAACGUUGAGACACAGCGCGAGCCUUUUGCCACACCAAGAACUAGAGGAUGCGUUUCCUUGUACGCAGUUUCAAGAAGGUGCAAUGGCACUCUCAGAGAAGCAGCCUGGUUCAUACAUUGCAAAGUUCAUCUACAAGUUGAAAGACGGCAUUUGUAUGGAACGGUUUACAAAUGCCUGGAAGCAAACUGUCCAGCUUUGCGCCAACCUCCGAACCCGAAUAAUAUUCAUUGAUGGACUAUGCCUGCAAGUAGUUGUCCACAAUAUUGAGCAGCCGGAUUUUGCAGAGUUUGGAAGCUUGAAAGAGGCGGUCUAUGAGGCUCAGUCUGUAAGGAUGACAUAUGGCUCGCCGCUCAGCCAAUUUUCUUUGGUGAAGGGCGACCAAGGCAACAGCGCGCAUUUCAUCUGGACAAUGCAUCAUGCGGUUUUCGAUGGAUGGAGCGCGAAGAUAAUAAUGGACACACUCCAGCGCGCGUACUACAAGCAAGAUAUUCGAGAACUACAACCUUUCCCGCGGUUUGUCAAGCAUAUUUUAGACUUGGAUGAACAAAGGUCAAACGAGUAUUGGAGUAUGCAGCUUCAAGGAGCCACCAGAGCAGCAUUCCCCCCAGAUUCAGACUCAGGCGGUCGUGAUCAACCCUCGCCAACCAAGAUUUGGCACCAAAGAAUCGAGCUGAAAGAGCGUACAACUGGCCAAUCCGUUACCAAACCCAUCAUUCUCCGUGCCGCCUGGGCAAUCAUCCUUGCGUCUUACUGUGAUACUGAGGAUAUUUGCUUUGGCACUAGCAUGGCUGGUCGUCAAGCAGAAGUUCCAGGCCUGUUGGAUAUGGCGGGCCCAGCGUUAGCAACAAUGCCGAUCCGAGUCUUUCUAGAUGGAAACCAAAAAGUGUCUGAAUUCUUGCGCCAGCUACAAAAGCAGGCCACAGACAUGAUUCCUUUCGAGCAAUAUGGCCUAAGGAAUAUCUCCAAACUUGACCAAGUUGAAAAGGAUGUGUGUGACUUUACCAGUUUACUGGUAAUCCAACCUAGACAGCACCUCGACUGGUCUGGAAACAACGAGGGUCACGAUUCAGAUGCUCUAUUGAUCCCUACAAGUGCUCAUGGAGGUACAGACGUGGACUUGAUGCAGGGAUAUUUUGCCUAUCCUCUUGUAAUCCAGUGUCACGUAUAUGACGAAUUCGUUCAGAUGGACAUGACAUACAACUCAGGAGUGCUGUCCGAGUUCCAAAUUCAGGCGCUCUGUCACAACUUUGAACAUGUCACAAAUCAAUUGGUUACUUCAGAUAAAAUUCCACUUUCGGAAGUAUCAGUAGCUGGCAUAUGGGACGCUGAGAAAGCGGUGAAUUUCAACCCAGACAGAUCGGAGGCGGUUCUUGAAUGUGUUCACGAUUUAAUUGAACAACAGGCCAUGAGAACACCGAAUAAGCCUGCUGUUUCUGCCUGGGACUUAGAACUGAGUUAUUCUCAACUCAAUUGCGCUGCGGACCGGCUUGCAAAUAGGCUCGUCACUGAAUAUGGGAUCAAAGCGCAAGAUCUUGUUCAUACUUGCUUUGAGAAAUCUAUAUGGAUGGUCGUUUCCAUGUUGGCUAUUAACAAGGCUGGUGCCGCAUGGGUGCCUCUGGAUCCCUCACACCCUCUGCAGCGCCAUGAGCAGGUCAUUGAGAAAACAAAGGCAAAGCUCGCACUCGUUUCACCAUCGAAUACUGAGACGUGCCGAAAGCUAGUCCCGUAUGUACUAGAGGUGACGGCCACACUUGACGAACAACUGGCCCGAAGUAACCCUGAAAGUGGUCCAAGAAAGCCAACAUCGGCUGUUACUCCCAGAGAUCCAUGCUACGUCUUGUUUACCUCUGGCAGCACCGGUACUCCCAAAGGUUUUGUUAUGGAACACAAAGCAGUGGCGAGUAGUCAAGUGGCUAUGACUAGAGCGUUGGGUAUGAAGCCGGACGUACGAAUGUUGCAGUUUGCAUCUUUCGCAUUUGACCUGUGCAUUGGCGAGAUUUACUGGCCGCUCAUGUUGGGUGGCUGUGUAUGUAUUCCAUCGGAGCACAUGCGAAUGAACUCGCUCAAGGAAUUCGUCCAUGACAGGCAAGUAAACGCAGCCAUUAUCACACCAACACUUCUAAAUUCUUUGAAGCCGGAAGAUUACCCGAGCCUUAAAAUGAUUGUGACCGCUGGUGAAGCUCUCGGGCAUGACGUGUUGCAGUCGUGGUUCGGAAAUACGCGACUCAUCAACGCUUGGGGACCUGCAGAGACUUGUGUCAUUAACACUAUUCAUGAGUGGAACUCGAGCAGAGAGCACCCGUUAACUCUGGGGAAGCCUAUAGGAUCUCACUGUUGGAUUGUCAACCCAAAGAACCCAUCUCAACUUGCCCCGAUUGGUGCGGUAGGCGAAAUUGUUCUUCAAGGACCUACGUUGUUGAGAGAGUACCUAGGAGAUCAAGAAAAGUCACAGGAGGUUCUGGUUGAAGAUGUACCUGCAUGGGCUAUACGAAGAGACCAGCCGGACUGGGACAGAUUCUACAGGUCGGGCGACUUGGGAUACUAUGACCAGGAUGGUAAUAUUGUGUUUUCCAGCCGCCGUGAUGCGCAAGUAAAGAUUCGUGGCCUUCGAAUCGACUUAGGCGAGGUCGAACAUCGAAUUCUUAAUGCCUUAGAGGGAGCAUCGCAGGUUGCCGUCAAUGUACUCAAAAUCGGGGCAACUAUGAGGUUGAUCUCGCAUUUCUGUUUCACCGAGGAGGCGAAGCAAGAAAGUUCCGGUGCCAAGGAGGCCAGCGAAAUCUUUCUUCCCAUGACCGAGGCGAUCAAGAAUAAGGUCUCCGGGAUGUUGGGCGAGCUGAACGUGAUGAUGCCGCAGUACAUGAUCCCUGUGCUUUUUAUUCCGUGUGGAUAUAUGCCAGUCAACAGCUCUGCCAAGCUGGAUCGGAAAGCAUUAAUACGUCACACGGAGAUGUUAGACCCUGAUCAGCUGGCGAAUUAUUCAUUGAGCGAAAGUAUCAAACGGCCACCGGAGACAUCCAUGGAGAAGCGGCUGCAAAGAUUGUGGGCACAGAGCCUUAAGAUACCUGCAGAGUCUAUUGGACGCGAUGACAGCUUUCUCAGGAUUGGUGGUGAUUCUGUCACUGCUAUUCACUUUGUGGCUAACGCACGCCAAGAGGGAAUCAAUAUUGUUUUUAAAGAUGUGUUUGAUGACCCAAGGCUAUGCAAAGUGGCUGAGAAAGCAUCAGACAGUGCAGAUGAUGGAGAGAAUCCUGAGACUUCGGCUGCACCAUUUAGCUUGAUCGAUGAGCAGACUCGCGGGAGGCUGACGGCGGAUGAUUUCCACAUGCGGUGCAAUCUACCUCUUGAUUUGGCCAUCGAAGACGUCUACCCAUGCACAAAACUUCAAGAAGGACUGAUGGCUCUGACAAUGAAGGUUCCUGGAUCGUAUGUCGCCAAAUACGUGUACAGAAUACCGAGUCGUGUUGACACGCUGCAAUUCAAAAUGGCGUGGAACCGCACGGUAGAGAUAUGUACCAACCUUCGAACCAGGAUCGUAUUCGUUGAUGGGAAAUCAUUGCAACUCAUUUCUAAAGAAUCUCCUCAGUGGGAGGAGAUUGAGAGUCAUGAUCUCCAAUCCUACCUUAAGACACUCAAGCACUUGGAAAUGGGGUAUGGCUCAAGGCUCAGCCGGUAUGCCCUGAUUGAAGAAAGUAGUGGCCAAAGAUACUUUAUAUCUAUCAAUCACCACUCCACAUUUGAUGGAUGGAGUUGGGGUUUGGUUAUUGACACUCUCAGUACUGCUUAUCACAAUGCUCGUGUACCUGAACGGCAACCAUACUCGGGUUUUGUAGCGUAUGCGUUGAAGGUUGACAAGAUUCAAGCCGAGAACUUUUGGACCUUGCAGCUCGAGGGUGCAAGCAGAGCUCAAUUUCCUGUCGAACAAAAGGUGAAGAGCCCAAGCCGGGAGAGGGACACAGGGUCCUUCGAGUGCAGCAUCCCACUUGACAUUGAAACAAAAUCUUCAAUUACAAAGGCUACAAUCUUGCGAGCAGCAUGGGCCAUUCUUCUUGCCCGGUAUAGUGAUGCCGAUGAUGUAUGCUUUGGUGCUACUGUCUCAGGCCGAAAUGCCUCUGUGCCUGGAUUGGAAUCCAUGGUUGGUCCUGUCUUGGCUACUGUUCCAGUCCGGAUCGUCCUGGAUAAGAGGCAGAAGGUGUCAAGCUUUUUACGCAAAGUCCAGGAUCAAGCAUCUGAAAUGGUAGCCUUUGAACAGUAUGGCCUUACGGAGAUAUCUCGAAUCAGCCCUUCAUUUAAACAAGCAUGCGAUUUUACCAGUUUGUUUGUUGUCCAAUCUCAACAGCCUAGCGAUGGCUUGAUUGAUUCGGUCGUGGAGGUGUUUGAUGAAGGAAAAGGGCUUACAUUGGACAUCAUGCAGGAUUAUUUCAACUACCCUCUGGUGACCCAAUGUUCCCUAGCAGGGGAUCAUGCUGACCUUACGUUCGUAUACGAUCGGAAUUCAUUGACUGAGUCACAGCUUGGUACUAUGUCUCGCCACUUUGGUCAUAUUGUUGACCAGCUUCAGCAAGGAAACAGUAACACUCUUCAAUCGGUAUCUGUUUCAGGAUCUUGGGAUUUGGAAUACUCUGUGGCACUGAACAAAGACAAAGUCCAGUUUCAUGCCGAUUGUAUUCAUCAUAUGAUAACCCAAAAAGCCUUGGAGCUGCCUGAUCACGAGGCUAUCUACACAACUGAAGAGUCAAUAUCAUACGCCAUGCUGGAAAACCUGACAACAUCCCUAGCAAUACACCUUCAGAGUCUAGGUGUUAAAAGGGGAAGCAUUGUUGCAUUGUGCACUCAACGAUCCAUUCUGGGGAUAGUGGCCAUGCUUGCUAUAUUCAAAGCAGGUGGUGCCUUUCUACCUUUAGACCCAGCCCACCCUGAAAGCCGCCGAGAGGCAUUGGUCAAGGAAGUGAAUGCUUCGAUUAUUGUAGUCUCACCGUCAACUUUGAAUGCUUGUCAAAGUAUAGGCUCUAUUGCUACUAUUUUGAAUCUUUCGAAAUCCUUCGUCUCGAAACUCUCAGAACAGAAACUCAGAAAUCAGGAAAAGCUAAUGCCACCUUCUCCAAGCGACUUGGCAUACAUUUUGUUUACCUCGGGUUCUACCGGCAAACCGAAGGGGAUUAUGAUCAGUCAUUCGGCUCUUUGUACAUCCAUGCAUGGGCUGGCCGGGUUCAUAGAUCCUCACCCAAAUACCAGAUGGUUGCAGUUCUCAACCUACACUUUUGAUGCAUGCAUCAUGGAGAUCUUUUUGACUCUCGCAUACGGCGGAACAGUCUGUGUUCCCAGCGAAGAUGAGCGGCUACAGGACACCCCCAAGUUUAUGACAGAGGCACGCGUGACAGGAGCAAUUCUUACACCCUCUUUUGUUAGGACUUUCACACCUGAACAGGUACUUCUACUAGAAGUCCUGGUUUUAGCCGGAGAGGCUCCUGCACAAGAUGUUCUUGAUCUUUGGUUUGGAAAGUUGAGACUGUUCAAUGCAUAUGGACCUACAGAAAUCUGCGUGAUCUGCUGCAUGUAUUCUUACAAAUCAGUCUCGGACUCUCCUCUUAUAAUUGGUCGUUCCUCGAAUAGCGCUUGCUGGAUUGUUGAGCCGGAUAAUCACAAUCAGCUCACACCUAUUGGAUGUAUCGCCAAGACGGAAAUGUGCUUCAUUCAAGAUCUCGAUUUCUCGGAGUCAUGUAAUGUCUCAACACACAACAGAUUCUACACUACAGGCGAUCUUGUUCGAUACACUGCAGAAGGUGAUAUAGAAUAUUGUGGCAGAAAGGACAACCAGAUUAAGCUUCGAGGUCAAAGAAUCGAACUUGGAGAGAUUGAACAUAAUAUCAAAGCUAUCUUGCAUGAAGCUGAGAAUGUUGCUGUCGAUGUUGUUCGCCAACCGUCGGGCGGGGAAGCGUUGGUUGCAUUUGUCAAUUUUGCUGGGGUAUUGGGGAAACGUGAGCCCACAGAGCAUAUCGAGGAAUCAUCAGAAAUUCUACUGAUUCCGGAUGAGAAAAUGGCCCAACGUCUGAAGAAGGUAGUUCAAGAGUUGAGAAAUGUGCUGCCUGGCUACAUGAUACCAAACAUGAUUGUGUCACUCAAAAGGAUGGUUUUUAUCUCUUCGAUGAAGAUCGAUAGAAGAGGACUGAGAUCGAUUGGUGAAAACCUCUUCCCGAUGGACAGGGAUGCAUUUUCACUUGAGAAUCAAGAUAUGACGGAGCCUUCGACAAGAAUGGAGCUCCAGUUAAGAGAACUCUGGGCUCAGGUCCUGAAGCUGCCUUCUGAUCAUAUCGGGAAAUAUGACGACUUUCUCCGAAUUGGAGGCGACUCAAUUACAAUAAUUCAUUUAGUAUCCCUGGCUCGCGAAAAUGGAAUCGCAAUCGACAUGAACACCGCUUUUGGAAACUCACGCCUUGACGCAAUGGCCGCCUCAGCGAGCAUCUCGUCGACGCCUGAUGGAAACUCAUUUUCCACGCCCGAUCCAUUCAGCUUGUUGGCUUUGGAUGAAAAGUCUAUAGCGAUACAUCAAGCAAGUUUGCAGUGCAGUAUUUCGACCGAGCAGGAUAUAGAAGAUAUUUAUCCCUGCACAACCCUCCAAGAAGGCCUUAUUACCUUGGCAGCAAAGCAUCCUGGUUCAUACAUUGCGAGACAUAUUUUCUAUCUCCCUGACAAUGUAGAACCAACUCGCUUCAAAUCGGCGUGGGAUAGAACAGUAUCCGAAUGCCAAAUCCUCAGAACACGUAUAAUCCUGUUGGGUAACAAGGCUAUUCAAGUUGUCUUUCGUAACGAGACAACUUGGGACACACCUGAUGAGGGUGGCAUCAAGCCUGUCCUGGGCGAUAUGCAGAAUAUGCAAAUGGGCUAUGGUGAUAGACUUUGCCGAUAUAGCCUUAUCGAGGAUGGCGGAAGGCAUGCAUUUGUCUGGACCAUACACCAUGCAGUUUUCGACGGAUGGUCAAUGCGUAUCAUUCUCACACUGCUGAACCAGUGUUACCAUGGGCUUGGGGUACCAGAGCAGCCACCAUAUGCAAGAUUCAUCAAGUACACUCAGGAUCUCGACCUAGACGCCUCAUCUCAAUACUGGAGAACACAGCUGGAGGGAGCUCAGAGGGCCAUUUUCCCUCAGAAUCCUCUCAACAAGGUUGAAAAGGCUAUCAAGAUGUUCAAAAGGCCCAUAACCUUUGCUUCAACUGAUAUGUCUACGACUAGAGCGUCUGUUCUACGCGCUGCGUGGGCGUAUAUGCUUGCCAGAUACUGUAAUACAGAUGAUGUUUGCUUCGGAACAACGGUUUCAGGACGUCAGGCGCCGGUUCCUGGUGUUGUGAGCAUUGCCGGUCCUACUCUCGCCACAGUACCCGUCAGAGUUAAAAUCGAUCAAAAUAGUACUGUCUCAGAGUUUCUCGAGGGCAUACAGGCUCAAAUAUUGGGAAUGGUUCCCUAUGAGCAAUAUGGUCUACAAAAUAUCUCAAAGACUUGUCCGGAUGCAAAGGAAGCCUGUGAUUUUGGUAGCCUGUUCAUUGUGCAGCCUAUGCAGCACUUGACGACUACUGAUGGCCCCAAGCCCGUCAUUGAGCUCAAUUCGAGCGACUCUAACGACGAAGAAAUGAUGGAGAGCUUUUUCAAUUACCCUCUCGUCGUUCAAGUACAUCUUUACCAAGAAUCAAUUGACUUCGUGAUGUGCUACAACCCUCAUGUGUUGCCCGAAUGCAGACUUGAGGCAAUGUACCACCAUUUUGGAAAUGUUCUGCGGCAGUUUUCGUCAUUGACAGAUGCCAAGCUUGAAUCCGUAUCUAUUUCUGGUGAAUGGGAUUUAAAACAAGCUUACGAAGCCAAUUCACACUAUGAGCCAGAGAUUGUCGACAGCUGCCCUCACCUUCUCAUCGGUAACCAGGCACGACAAGACCCAACUGCCAUGGCUAUCUGCGCCUGGGAUGGAAGGUUCACGUACCAGGAGCUGGAACAAGAAACAGACCGACUAGCCAAUUACUUGUUCAAUGAGUUGGCCAUCUCACAUGGCGACUUGGUUGCGUUGUGUUUUGAAAAGUCGGCAUGGUACACUAUUGCAGCCAUCGCGGUCAACAAGACAGGGGCUGCAUGGGUGGCUCUUGAUCCGACACACCCUCCGCAACGUCUGCAACAGAUUGCCCAGCAAGCCAAUUUCAAGCUCGCAAUGUUCCCUCCCGCCACUGCCGAGAUAUCGGCUUGCCUUUCACAGCAAUCUCUCGAAAUCGAUCACGCGUUCUCUGAGCGCUUGCGGAGAGGAAAGUCUGACCAAAACGGGCUUUCUCUGACAAUAUCGCCGCGUGAUCUCAUGUACGUUCUCUUCACGUCUGGAAGUACAGGUACACCCAAAGGAGUGGCAAUUCAACAUGGUGCGGUCUGUUGUAGUAUGAGAGCUCUCGGCGACCGGAUCGGACUUUCGAAUACGACGAAGUACCUCCAAUUCAGUUCACAUGUAUUUGACCAGUCUAUAUUGGAGAUUUUUGGUGUUCUCAUAGGCGGCGGGUGUGUGUAUGUGCCCUCAGAACACGACCGAAUGAACAACCUUACGGCCUACAUUCAUGAGUCUUCUGUUAACUCCAUGAUGCUUACCCCUUCGCUUGCACGUACGAUUAAGCCCGACGAAGUUCCAUCGAUCAACACGAUACUUAUUGGCGGCGAGGCUGGCGGUCGAGAAGUAUUUCAGCAAUGGUACGGAAGUGUUCGCGUUUUCAACGUAUGGGGUCCAACAGAGACUUGUGUCAUUGCAGCAGCACAUGAAUGGAAAUCUACCGAGGAAUCCAAUCUAACACUUGGGCACCCAAUCGGUGGAUAUUGCUGGAUCGUCGAGCCAAAUAAUCCAAAGAAGCUUGCUCCAGUGGGAUGCUUAGGCGAGAUAGCUAUUCAAAGCCCUACACUUCUGAAGGAAUAUCUCCUAGAUGAAGAGAAAACAAGGAUGGCUGUCGUGACUGAUAUGCCCGACUGGGCACCAAAUAGUGACUCUCGACAUUGGAAUAGGAUGUACCGAACCGGUGACUUGGGCUUCCUGAAUCCUGACGGUACCGUGGAAUACGCGGGCCGGAAGGAUGCUCAAACCAAGAUUCGUGGCCUGCGAAUAGAACUUGGAGAUAUCGAAUACCACGUCCAGGCCGCUCUAGAUGGCAGCUACCAUGUUGCUGUAGACUCUCAGUCGAGGGAUGGGGUAACUAGCUUGGUAUGCUAUUUCUGCCCUCAAAGUCAGAAACAAGUUCCAAGUAGUAGAAAAGAUCCUCAUAAUGAUGUGCUCUUUUCCAACAUGACCCAGGAGUUGCGGAUGACAUUGGCAUCCCUUGUCGAAACGCUACGUGGCACGUUGCCCCCUUACAUGAUACCAACCACAUUUAUUCCAUGCAACCAUAUGCCACUCCUUGUGUCUGGAAAAUUAAACAAGAAGAUCUUGAAGGAAACGACCAGGACGCUGGACCGGGAACAAUUGAACAGUUACUCGCUUCUUGAUGCAGACAAGCAGGCUCCAGAGACCUCAAUGGAAAUCAACAUGCAAAGGUUGUGGGCAAAGAUUCUCAACAUGAAUGAAGAAUCUAUCGGACGUGAUGACAGUUUUAUGGGCAUCGGAGGCGAUUCGAUUGCUGCAAUUCAAGUUGUCAAAGCUGCCCGCGACGAAGGAAUUAAGAUCACAGUCAAGGACAUUUUCACCGAUCCUCGUUUAUGGCGUGUUGCAGCAACUGCCAAGUUUUUGAAUCCUGAUCGGACCUUGCAGUCUAUCUCACCAUUCUCAAUGCUUGAUCCGUAUAUUGCUGAACAGAUAAAUUCUGGCAGCGUGUCAGAGGAAUGCGGUCUAGGUGUACAUCAAGUGAUAGAGGAUGCCUAUCCAUGUACAGCCCUCCAAAUUGGCCUCAUUGCACUUUCGGCUAAACAACCUGGCUCGUACAUUGCCAAGUUUGUCUAUAAAUUAUCACGACAUAUUGACCUACCCCGAUUCAAGGAUUCUUGGAUGAGGACACUUGAAGCUUGUCCCAUUCUUCGCACUCGUAUCAUCAACUCGAGUGGUCUGCAUACUCAGCUGGCUAUCAAGAAUGACACAUCUUGGGAUGAUUCAACGGAAGAAUUAAGGUUCUCAGAUGCUCUAAAGCGGGCUAAUAGGCUUGAAAUGACAUAUGGAACACCCCUUUGCCAUUACACACUUUCCCGGGACGACGAGGGCGAUUACCACUUCGUGGCCUCCAUUCAUCACGCUAUCCAGGACGGAUGGACCAUUAGGUUGGUCAUGAACACAUUAAUCAGCAUAUAUUCAAGCACAGAGAUUACACCCGUGGUGCCAUACGCUUGUUUCAUUCAACAUACAUCCAGCAUGAAUAUGGACGCAGCCAGGAGUUACUGGGCAACUCAGCUCCAAGGCGUCAAGCCGGCCUUGUUCCCUGCCGUUAAGCACGGGGGGCAUGAAAACAGGGGUGCGGUUCGCGUGUUGAACCAAUCCCUCAGCCUUCAAGAAUCAGUGCAUAAGUUCGUCACAACCGCCACGGUUUUACGUGCUGCCUGGGCGGUGGUGCUUGCAAAGUAUUGUGACAGUCAGGAUAUUUGUUUUGGCGCAACCAUAUCCGGCCGCCAAGCACCUGUUGAUGGAAUUGAAUCUAUGCCCGGACCUAUCAUCGCAACGGUACCCAUAAGGAUUCAAUUGGAUACUAGAAAAUCCGUUGAGACUUUUCUGCAGGAUGUUCAGUCCCAGGCAUCAGAAAUGGUUAGUUAUGAACAGUUUGGUCUCCAGAACAUUUCUAAAAUUGGACCUGAUGCGAUGGAUGCUUGCAACUUUUCCAGUCUCUUUGUUGUCCAGCCAGCCGACUUUCUUUCCUCGAGAAUGAGAGAAGAUUUGUUGGUUCCGAGGUCUGGCGAAGACGAGUUAGCGGAGGAUAUCUUGCAGGGAUACUUCAACUAUCCUCUAGUGAUCCAAUGCCAUGUCCAUGCUGAGAACGUUGAGCUUCACGUUAUUUACAACGCUGAACAUCUUUCUGAGCUCCAAGCUACUGCAAUCUACCACCAAUACGGCAAUGUGGUCCACCAACUUCUUACUAGAAGAGAAGGUCUGUUAGAAGAUGUGUCACUUGCUGGUACAUGGGAUCUGGAAAAGGCUAUCUCGUGGAAUACAGAGAAUCCUGAGAUAAUGAACACCUGCUUCCACACGCUGGUUGAAAAUCAAGCAUUAGUCAAGCCAGAGGCACCCGCCAUUUGUGCAUGGGAUGGGAAUUUUACCUAUAGAGAACUCAACCAGGCGGCCAAUCGUCUUGCUCACAAGCUUGGUAGCAUGGGGGUUAAGCCACAAGACUUGGUUCAUGUUUGCUUCGACAAAUCUGCAUGGUAUUGUAUCUCAAUUCUCGCUAUUAACAAGGCUGGUGCCGCCUGGGUGCCCCUCGAACCAUCUCACCCAGUUGAACGUCAGAAACAAGUCGUAUCGCAGACCAAGGCGACUGUGGCUCUGUGCUCACCCUUAAACGCCUCAAUGUGCGAGGAUAUUAUCCUGAACGUGAUAAAAGUAGAUAAGGCUCUGGAUGAACGCCUUCAGGCCUUGGGACUUCCGGACUCUCCACCUGCGAUCCAAGUAUCCCCCAGAUUUGCAAUGUACGUGCUGUUUACUUCGGGAAGUACCGGGACACCAAAGGGCUUUGUCAUGGAGCACGCUGCUGUCUGCACCAGCCAGACAGCUCUUGCACAGAGGAUAGGCAUCACACGCAGUGAAAGGGUCCUGCAGUUUGGCGCAUUUGUUUUUGAUAUAACUAUUGGUGAGAUUGUUCUGUCAUUGAUAUCUGGAGCCAGCAUUUUCGUUCCAUCUGAACACGACAGGAUGAAUAAUCUCCCGGAAUUCAUACAAAGGAAUAACAUUAAUUGGGCUUGGGUGACGCCAUCAUUCAUCCGCACCAUCACCCCCGAGCAGGUUCCUAGUCUAGAGCUUAUUGCUCUUGCCGGAGAGGCUGUUGGCAGAGAUAUUCUUGAUGCUUGGUUUGGAAAAGUCAGGCUACUCAAUGGAUGGGGCCCAGCGGAGACGUGUGUCGUCAGUACACUCCAUGAAUGGGCUGACCCUGAUGAAUCGCCACUCACGAUCGGGCGUCCUAUCGGUGGCUUCUGCUGGAUAGUCGAUCCGGAAGACCCAUCCCAACUCGCCCCUAUUGGAACCGUUGGAGAGGUUGUUAUACAAGGUCCGACGUUACUACGCGAGUAUCUUAGAGAUCAAGAGAAAACGGAUGCAAGCAUGGUGCGACCGCUUCCUUCGUGGGCACCCCGACGAACUAUCACUGGGUGGAAUCGUGCCUAUAAAUCGGGAGAUCUAUGCUCUUACAACUCUGAUGGAACGUUGGAGUUCGUUAGUAGAAAGGAUACUCAGAUCAAGAUCAGAGGUCUCAGAGUGGAACUCGGAGAAGUCGAGAGUCAAAUCAGACAAGGCCUUCACGACCUUCGUCAUGUCGUGGUUGACAGCGUCGAAAUAGCAACUCGCACAAACCUAGUGGCGUAUCUGUCAUUCACUGACCAGGUUAUGUCCGGUUCCUUUGAAGCACAGGAUAUUUUUGAGUGCUCCUCUGAAGGGAAUCAAUCUCGGAUUAUUGAGUUGGUAGGAAGGCUGAGCGCCAAGCUACCACGGUAUAUGAUACCGACCUAUUUUAUAUACUGCCGAUUUAUGCCAUCAAUCACGUCGACCAAGUUGGAUCGGAAAAAACUGAAGGAGAUCACAAUGGCUCUUGAUGCAACUGAAUUGGCCAAAUACUCACGCGUCGAAAGUAAAAAGCGUGAGCCGGAAACCAAAAUGGAGAGACAGCUUCAAAAGCUCUGGGCCGACAUAUUGAAGCUUCCAUUUGAUUCAAUCGGACGAGACGACAAUUUCCUACAAAUAGGAGGCGAUUCCAUUGCAGCUAUUUCACUGGUUACGUCUGCACGUAACUCUGGAAUAUUACUGACAAUCAAGGACAUCUUUGACAACCCGACCCUCCUUGCUGUGGCGGAGAAUGCGGUUGAAUCUACGGACAUUACAUCUGAAGAGCAGCCGCUAUCGCCGUUCGAUUUGAUCGAACCUCAUAUCCAGGAAAGAAUCAAUAGCCUGGAAAUGAGACAGAUAUGGCAGAUUUCUCAGAGUCAACUAAUAGAGGAUGCUUUCCCUUGUUCCUCCAUGCAAGAAGGUCUCAUGUCUCUAACAGAAAAACAGCCUGGUUCCUACAUCACCAAAUACGUGUUCCGCAUCCACAACCAUGUGGAUUUGUCCCGUUUUAAAUUUUGUUGGAACGCAACAGCGCAGAUGUGCACCAAUAUGCGGUCUAGAAUCGUAUUAGUUGAUGGGGAGUCCUAUCAAUUAGUUGUCAAGGAAGAGAUGGAGUGGGAACAUGUCACCGCAGCCAAUCCAGCCGCAUAUAUGAACCGGCCCACGACCCGUAUAAUGGGAUAUGGAACUCGCCUUUCUUUGAACACUGUUGUGUCUUGUGCAGAUGGAAAAGAUUACAUAGUGUGGACGACACAUCACGCAAUGUAUGAUGGCUGGGCCUUGAAGAUAAUUUUCGCCACCCUUCACCAGGUGUUUCAGGAAGAGACAUUGACAGCCUUGCGCCCGUAUUCUAACUUUAUCAAGUACUCCAUGAAUGUGGACAUUUCAAAGGCCGGAGAGUACUGGAAAAAGGCGCUGGUUGGAGCUAGGAAGGCAUCUUUUCCUCCUCCCCUGGACGAAUGUUACUCCACGGGUCAAGACCAUCUCCCCCGAACACACAAUCAACAUAUCGAUUUGAAGGGCUCUAGACAUAAAUCAGUCACCAAGGCAUCGGUAAUGAGAGCUGCUUGGGCUGUGGUGCUUGCACGUUAUUGUGAAAGCCACGAUAUCGUGUUCGGAGCUACCGUGUCUGGCCGUCAAGCCCCUAUUCCGGGAAUCGAGAGCAUGCCUGGUCCAGUAAUAACCACAGUACCAGUAAGAGUUACGCUUGAUCUGAAUCAAUCUGUGGGAGGCUAUCUUCGAGCUGUUCAAAAUCAAGCUCUGGAAAUGGUGCCACACGAGCAAAUUGGGCUACGAAAGAUCGCUCUUUUGCAUCCCGAUGCCAGAACUGCGGCAGACUUCAGUAGUCUACUCGUGGUGCAGCCAACAGCCAAAGCUAGCGACCUUGAAACAGGAGGUCAUUCUGUUCUUUUGUCCGGAGAGACAGAAAGAACACUGACGCAGGAUGCAAUGGGCAACUACUUUAACUACCCCCUUGUUCUUGUUAGUAACAUGUUCGAAGACAGCGCCGAUCAAGUCUUCUACUACGAUGCUCGAGUCAUCUCCGAUGCGCGGAUUAUUGCUAUUUCGCAUCACUUCGGACAUGUGGUCCAACAAUUAUUAAACAUGGAUGAAGAACCAUUGAGCAGUAUCUCACUUGUAGGAGAAUGGGAUAAAAGACAUGCCAUCGAGGUACAGAGGCUUGCCGAGCCGACAAAGGCAUGUACACACUGGCUUAUCCAGGAACAUAUCAAAGCCCGGCCGUUAGAUCCUGCUAUCAUUUCCUGGGAUCGCAAUCUUACCUAUCACGAAUUAGGGAUGUUUGCCUCUCGUCUGGCUGUGAAGUUGCAAGAACUUGGCGUGGUACCAGAAAUCCUUGUCCCCAUUUGCUUUCCCAAGUCUACUUGGGCUGUGGUUGCGAUGGUAGCUGUCCAGAUGGCUGGAGGUGCCUUUGUUCCCCUGGACCCAGCAGCUCCGUCUGAUCGCCUCAGGUCCAUCAUUGAAGACGCAAAAGCCGAACUGGUUCUUUGCUCUCCGCCUGAUGAAGAAACCAUUCGAAGUACUGGGCUCGAUAUCAACACCCUAGUCGUGAGUGAGGAGGAGUUGCUUGAGCUUUCCGACCCACCACACCCAGUGGCCUCUUCCGUCAGCUACGAGAAUGCUAGUUUUGUUAUCUUUACCUCAGGCUCUACGGGUCGACCAAAGGGCAUGUUGAUACAGCAUGACCAAUUCUGCGCCUUUACGUUUGAUCUAGGCAUCUUCGACGUGUUGGGCACUCUGACCAAAGGUGCCUGCAUUUGCAUGCCAUCUGACUAUCAGCGUCUCAACGACCUCGCGGCGACAAUCAGGUCUACGGAGGCCAAUUGGUUGUUUUGUACGCCCACGGUAGCAAAUCUUCUGCACCCGUCUGAAGUUCCAACUUUAAAAACCAUCGGUUUGGGAGGCGAGGCUAUCACGAAGCAAGUCUCAGAUCGUUGGAAAGAUCACGUGCAACUCAAUGGCUUGUACGGCCCAGCCGAGGCAUCAUCUUGCGCCAGGAACCCCGAUGUAGGAAGAGACGACCGACCAACAAACAUCGGUGUGCCAAUGUCGAGUGCAUUUUGGGUGGUUGAACCUCAAGACGUGAAGAAGUUAGUGCCUGUGGGAUGCAUCGGCGAGCUUCUCAUCCAGGGACCUAUGCUUGCCCGAGGGUAUAUCAAUGUCACUCCCGAACAGAAUGCAGCCUGGAUGGAGGAUGUAGACUGGCUUCCGGGAGAAAUUUCCCGGCGGAGAGCGUAUCGCACAGGAGAUUUGCUGCGCCGAAAUGCAGACGGAACAUAUGAGUACAUGGGCCGAAUGGAUUCACAGGUCAAGAUUCAUGGGCAGAGAGUUGAACUGGGUGAAAUCGAAACAAGGAUCUACCAACACUUACCGAACAACAUGAGUGCGAUUGUCGAAGUCAUCAGAUCAGAUAAGAGCACAUCGACUGAUACCUUACUUGCUUUCAUGUGGUACACUGAUACGACGGAUGCGAGGUCUCACGGCGCUGUCAAAUUGCUAGCGUCCGUUUCCCCAGACAUCAAGCUGCUGAUCUCAUCAAUCAACACCUCUCUUGAGACUGUACUUCCGUCGUACAUGAUUCCUUCAACCUAUCUUAUCUUACAGGGACAGCCAGAGAUGUCAGUCUCUGGCAAAGUAAACCGUAAAGCGCUCGUUACCCACGCGACUGGGUUGACUACACAGGAUCGUCUUCGAUUUGCUCCCGAGACGGCAAAGCACGAACCUCCAAAUACUGCCAUGGAAUUCAAGUUGAGAGAACUAUGGGCGAAGGUUUUGAACAUAAACCCUGAAGAUAUUGGCAAGUAUGACAGCUUUUUGAGAGUUGGCGGUGACUCGGUUGCAGCUAUUCAACUAGUUUCUAUCGCCCGAUCGCAAAGUAUAACUCUGCAAGUUAGCGCCAUCUUCCAUGACCCUAGACUAUGUGCUAUGGCAGAAGCUGCUGCAGAAACAGAGUUUACUUCUGAGACCGACAUUGUUCCAUUCAGCAUGUUAGAAGGCCUCUCACUGGAUACAGCAGAGAUGGUAACAGAGAUUCGAAGAAAGUGCAAUCUGGACGAUGAUGUUGUGAUUGAGGAUGCUUUCCCUUGCACAAAACUUCAAGAGGGUCUCUUGUCCUUAACAUCAAAACAGCCUGGCUCUUACAUUGUCAACAAAGUUUACAGAUUACCGGAAAGUACCGAUGUUUCCAAGUUCAAGACUGCUUGGGAGACAACUGUGGACUUAUGUGGUAUCUUGCGAACAAGGAUUGUUCUGUUUAAAGAAUCUGCUAUCCAGGCGGUCUUCAAGAAUCUCGACUGUUGGAACGUCGCCAAGGGCAUGGAUUUGAAACAAUACCUCUCUGAUAUCGAGCUUGUGAAUAAAGAUUUGGGAUACGGGACACCUCUCUCAAGGGCAGCUCUCGUCAAAGACGUUGGAGGUACGAACUAUUUCGUUUGGACGGUACAUCAUUCCGUUUUUGAUGGCUGGACUAUCCAAAUUAUCAUGGAUACUCUCUCUAAAGCUUAUAUGGAUAUCUCACUCCCCAAAUUGCAGCCCUAUUCCCGAUUUAUCAAAUAUGUCACAGAUCUCGACACAACUGAAGCUAGUAGCUACUGGACCCAGGAGUUAUUCCAAGCAAAGCGAGCGACCUUCCCAGUAUCUACUACUCUCAUGGAUGAACCGGCUUAUCAGGACGAGAGCAAGGUAUUCCAGUUUAAGAUGACAUUUCUUGGCACAACAGGCACAUCGAUCACCAAAGCCACAAUUCUGCGUGCAGCUUGGGCCAUUUUACUUUCUAAGUAUUGUGAUGAUAAUGAUAUCUGCUUUGGGACAACAGUUUCAGGUCGCCAUGCACCUGUAAGCGGCUUAGAGAGCACACCUGGCCCUAUGCUUGCUACAGUCCCUGUCCGGGUACGAUUGGAGCCAGGCAAGACAGUCUCUGAAUUGUUGGAUGACACACAAACACAAGCAUCUGAGAUGGUGCCAUAUGAGCAAUUCGGAAUUCAGAAUAUUUCUAAGCUUGGACCUGAUGCCAGGGAAGCCUGUGACUUUUCCAGCCUCAUCGUAGUUCAGCCAAGUCGUCACUUUUCUGCGAGUGGGGAUGAAUCGCUGCUGGUUUCACGAGAUGAUGACGCAGCUACGACAGAGAAGCAGCUUCAGAACUAUUUCAGCUAUCCGCUUGUGUCAGAGUGCUUCCUGAACGAUGACCAUGUUCAACUAAUCUACGUUUAUAAAACUAGUUACUUGACUGAAACGCAGAUGGUAGCACUGGCACACCAUUACGAACGCAUUGUUCAGCAGCUUCUGUGCCAAGAUGACACCAAAGUCGGUGAUCUGGACAUUGCAGGAGAAUGGGAUCUGAUGAAAGCUAUGGAAUACAAUUCAGUGGAAAGUAAUAGUAUUAAUGUUGUCUAUUCCUGCCUGCACCAUCUUUUCGAGGAGCAGGUGAAACGCCAACCUAACAAGGUCGCCUUACGUGCGUGGGACGGUGACUUUACUUAUCGCCAGCUUGACGAAGCUGCCAACCGGUUGGCCAAUUACCUGUUUUCUGAGCUGAAGGUACAGAUAGAAGACUUUGUACUUGUCUGUUUUGAGAAGUCAGCAUGGUAUCUCGUAGCAAUACUUGCGAUCAACAAAGCAGGAGGCGCGUGGGUGCCUCUUGAUCCAUCACAGCCCACCACCCGGCAUCAUUCAGCCGCUACCCAGACCCGAGCGAGGAUAGCACUGGCAUCUACUAGCUGUUUGGAACACUGCAAGACACUCGUGGAAACAGUGGUUGAGGUAUCUGGGCCAAGCGACCUGUCGCUCCAGAAUAAUGGUUUCGAUGGGAUCAAUGCUCCACGCUGUGAUGUCCAGCCUCAUCAUUCUGCCUUUGUACUUUUCACGUCUGGUAGCACCGGUAUACCAAAAGGCAUUGUGAAUGAACAUAGAGCGGUCUGCACUAGCGAGGUGGAAACCAUUAGGAGAUUCGGCCUUCACUCAGACCUUGUGGUGCUUCAGUUUGCAUCGUUUGUUUUCGACCUACACAUCACGGAAUCCCUAACCUCUUUCCUAGCAGGGGCAUCGGUGUGUAUGCCCUCGGAGGAGACUCGGCUGAACAGCUUACCUGGUUAUAUAAACGAAAUGGGGGUUACGUGGGCUUAUAUGACGCCAUCACUGGCCCGGACAAUACGACCAGAGGAUGUUCCUGGCCUAAGAGCCUUAUCUUUCGGCGGCGAAGCUGUCAGUCCAGAUGUAUUUAAUCAAUGGUUUGGCAAGGUCCAGCUGUUCAACGGCUGGGGCCCCGCAGAGGCUAUCGUGCAUAGCACAAUCCACGAAUGGAAGUCGUGCCACGAGUCCUCAAUGACUAUUGGAUAUCCUGUUGGCUGCAAUGCUUGGAUAAUUGAUCCAAAUAACGCAAAUAAGCUCUCUCCAAUCGGUUGUCUAGGCGAGAUUGUCCUUCAAGGACCAACACUACUUCGAGAGUACCUGGCGGACCCUGAUAAAACCAGGUCGCUGCUUCUCACUGAUCUUCCAUCGUGGGCCCCAAGACAUGAUGAACCUGGCUGGUCGAGGUUUUACAAGACUGGAGAUUUGGGAUUUUAUAACCCAGACGGAUCGAUCAGAUUCUCAUCAAGAAAGGACACGCAAGUCAAGAUUCGAGGCCAGCGUAUCGAACUUGGUGAGAUUGAAAACAGUAUUUUGAAAAGCUUGGAAGGGAUCCGACAGGUUGCUGUGGAUAUCCUCCAGACCGAGAGAAACAAAAGUCUUGUUGCAUUCUUUUGUUUCAACGACGACUCUCGAGUCCCACGUGACAAAGAGGACCAGUCUAUUUUCCUCAACCAUACAGAAGACACCCACGGUCGCCUUCUGGCCAUGAGGGGCAAGAUGGCGACUUCUUUACCCAAAUACAUGAUUCCUACUUUUUACAUCAUGUGUAGUUAUAUGCCACUGGUCACCUCUGGUAAAAUGGAUCGCAAAACUCUCAAGGCGUUAACUGCAAGUCUCUCUCAGAAGGAACUCGCCACCUAUACCCUUGUGGAUGCUGAUAAGCGGGCACCGGAAACUGAAAUGGAAAAGAAGCUACAACUGAUAUGGGCGGAAAUACUAAACAUACCAAUGGAUAGUAUUGGUCGCGAUGAUAGCUUCCUGGAAAUCGGGGGUGACUCUAUCGCCGCCAUCACUCUUGUGGGGGCCGCCAGUGAAGAGGGUAUCCAAUUCACCGUAAAAGAUGUUUUCAACGAUCCAAGGUUGUCCGCAAUUGCCUCCAAAGCGAUCGAAUUGCCCAACGCCAGGGAUGGGGUCUCUGACAAUGACUAUCAGCCCUUUAGCCUUCUUGAGCCGACCCUCCGUGACUUGGUGACGAUGGCCAAUAACGACACCUCGGCAAAACUCGAACUAGAGCCUGAGCAGAUAAUUGAAGAUGCCUAUCCAUGCACUGGCUUCCAAGAGGGGCUAAUGGCUCUCUCGGUCAAACAGCCUGGUUCCUAUAUAACUCAUCAUACAUAUCGACUCGGAGAAAAUGUAGACGUCAACCGCUUCCGUGCUGCAUGGGAACAAACAGUUCAAGCAUGCAGUAGUUUGCGUACCAAGAUAUUGAAGCUUUCAGGAGUUCCCAUACAAGCUGUCACCAGAGGGCCCGUAAGAUGGAAAUCUGGAUAUGUUGGCAUGAACCUUAAGUCGACUCUGGAGGAACUACGGACUACAGAGAUGACAUUUGGUUCGGAAUUAAACGUCUUCGCACUAGUUCAGGAUCCCGUUGAAGGAUGGCAUUUUAUCUGGCUAGCUCAUCACGCAGCUCAUGAUGGUUGGACAGCUCGAAUUGUUAUGGCCACUUUACAUCAAGCCUACCAAGGCUUUGAGCCACCGCCAAUCCCUCCCUAUGCGGGGUUUAUCAAGUUCGUAUUAGACCUUGAUUUAGAGAGCGCAGCUGAAUACUGGGGGAAGCAACUUCAAGAGGCUCAUCGUGCCGUGUUUCCACUACAAUCAUCAACCAAGGCACUGUCCGGCGGUACCAAAACCAUGGUCAGGUCUCUUGAUGUUUGCGCAACUUCCAAGAGCCCAAUAACAAUGGCUACUAUUCUCCAUGCAACAUGGGCCUUUGUACUUGCACGUUACUGCGACGUAGACGACGUCUGCUUUGGUGUCUCAACAUCUGGCAGGCAGGCACCUGUCAGCGGCCUACCGCAUAUGACUGGCCCGGUUGUGGCAACGGUUCCCUUGAGGGUCCGCAUUGAUCCCGAACAUUCUGUACUGAGCUUUUUGCACACUGUUCAAGACAUUGCUACUGAAAUGGGCACAUAUGAGCAAUUCGGACUUCAAAACAUACAAAAGUUAAGCCAGGAUGCUAAGGAAGCUUGUAAUUUCAAUAGCUUGUUGGUAGUCCAACCAGUUCAGCACUUGGUUGGAGGGGUGAUGGACUCAGAUGGACUGAUCUCGCCUGUCGAGGCUCGAGAUGAAGAAGACUUACAAAACUUCUUCAACUAUCCCCUCGUCAUUCAAGGACACAUGUUUGAUGAUCAUACAGACCUAUACCUUGUAUACGAUACAGGUUGCGUGUCCAACUCUAAAAUGGAAGCACUUGCUAUCCACUUUGAGGAGGUUGCUAAACAACUUUCGAAACUUGGCGAGACUCCGCUAGGCGACAUUUCUUUAGCAGGAGACUGGGAUCUAAAACAAUCGCGGUCUUUCAACCAACAUGAGCCAGUGAUAGUUGAGAGCUGUGUUCAUGACUUGAUUGAAACCAAGGUCCAGAAUUUUGGUGAUAGACAAGCUAUUGAUGCAUGGGAUCGCUCUUUCACCUACAAUCAGCUCCAAGAAUCAGUCGAUAUGGUCUAUAUGCAUCUUGUCAAUGAUAUGAAUGUAAAGGAGGGCGAUCUAGUCUUAGCAUGCUUUGAGAAAUCGGCUUGGUAUAUCGUGUCUAUUCUUGCUAUAAACAAGGCAGGAGCAGCAUGGGUUCCAAUCGAUUCCUCUCAUCCCGCCCAACGACUCAAAAAUAUUGCCGAGCAAACAAGAGCAAGGCUUGCUCUCACAUCCACAGCUAAUGAAAAGCUGUGCGCCAGCCUGGUGGACAACGUGCUCUCGGUGACCUCGGAACUCAAUGAAACACUUGCCAAGGAUUCAAAGCAUAAAUUGCAUGAGUCUACUAUCUCGGCUCGGUCUGCUGCAUAUGUUCUUUUUACCUCGGGCAGCACCGGUGUGCCAAAAGGUGUUGUAAUUGAGCAUGUCUCGAUGUGCACGAAUCUUCUUGCAAUGGCUAAGAGAUUGAAAAUCUCACCUGAUGUUAGGAUGUUGCAAUUUUCAUCCUUUGCGUUCGAUUUCAGUGUGGUGGAGAUAUUUGUGUCCCUGGUUUCGGGUGCUUGUGUCUGUGUUCCUUCAGCCCAUGACCGAAUGAACAACCUCAAAAGCUUCGUUGCUGAAAAGAAAAUCAACUGGAUGUGCCAGACUCCCGCUGUUGCCCGAACUUUGACGCCAGAUGAUUUCCCCAGCCUGAAGCUGUUGCUACUUGGUGGAGAGGCAGUUAGCCAGGAGAUUGUCGCUUCAUGGAUUGGGAAGGUUCGCCUCUUAAAUGCAUGGGGGCCUACCGAGACCACCGUUAUGGGCUCGAUGCAUGAGUACAAGUCUGCCGAGGAGCAAUCUUCUAUCAUAGGAGCUCCUAUCGGGGGAUUCUGUUGGGUCGUUGACCCGAAUGAUCACAAUAAGCUUGCACCUACAGGGUGCUUAGGCGAGGUAAUGAUCCAGGGUCCAACUUUGCUUCGAGAGUAUCUCUUCGAUAGUGCCAAGACUGCAGCAGCAACAGUGUCUCAACUUCCCCCUUGGGCCCCCAAGAAGUCUUCCCCUUAUUAUAGACGCUUUUUCAAAACCGGCGACCUGUGUUUCUAUAAUGAAAACGGGGAAUUGGUAUACUCAGGUCGCAAGGAUCAACAAAUCAAGAUUCGUGGUCUUCGAGUUGAGCUUGGUGAAAUCGAGUCCCACAUCCGCCAAGGCUUGGAUAAGGCUGAGGAGGUUGUUGUGGAUGUUCUCGAGACUGAGCAUGGGCCAAGUCUGGCAGCAUUCUACCAUUACAAGCACAAUGCCAUAAUCGAAGAAGGCACCGUUGACGCCAGCAAAUUAAUUCUUCCACUUUGCUCAGACUUAGAAAGCGACAUUAUCGCUUUGACUGGACACUUGAAAGUCUCCCUGCCCCCGUACAUGGUUCCGAAAUACUUUUUCCCCUGCAGAUACAUCCCAUUGAUUACCUCGACCAAGCUGGAUAGGAAAAAGCUCGUCAGCGAGGUAUUAGCUCUGAAACGAGGUGACCUUGCCAGAUACGCGCUAACGGCCACCAUUAAACGUGCGCCUGAGACCGAUUCGGAGCUCGAGAUGCAAAAGGUCUGGUCUCAAGUCUUGGAGAUUUCGCCCCAGUCCAUUGGCAGGGAUGAUAGCUUUCUCCAGAUUGGUGGCGACUCUAUUCUGGCCAUUCAAGCUGUUGAAAUGGCCCGUCAGGCUGGACUUGAUAUUACUGUCCAAGCUAUAUUUGAUGACCCUCGACUUUCGAGUGUCGCUUCUAAGGCCGUUGCAACCAUAAAGAAAUCUAGCAAAAUGCAGCCCUUUAGCCUCCUAGACGAUGGACAAAAACGAACGGUUUUGGAGGCCAUAUCAAGCCAGAUCCCCGCUGAAUCUGUUGUCGAGGAUGCUUUCCCCUGUACCGGGCUUCAAGAAGGACUUAUGGCACUAACUGCCAAACAGCCCGGCUCGUACAUUGCCAAGAAUGUGUACAAGCUAUUAAAGCAUGUGGAUAUCAAUCGAUUUAGAAUGGCUUGGGAGAAGACAGCAGCUCUUUGCAACAAUCUUCGGACGCGAAUCUUCUCCAUCGAUGGACGCAUAAUCCAAGCCACUAUCCUAGACGAUGGGUGCUGGGAGUCCUCGAAUGUAUCCGACAUCCAGGGAUACCUGAAAUCUAUGAAAGAUAGGAAAAUGACUUAUGGAUCGCGUCUUUGCCAUUAUGCACUGGUUGAUGGGCCGGAAGGAUCGACUUAUUUUGCACUCGAUACCCACCAUGCUAUUUUCGACGGUUGGUCAAAUGGCCUAAUUCUCACCACUCUGCAGGCACAGUACUCCGAUACAGCCAUGCCUUCAAUCCAGCCAUUUUCUUCUUUCAUCAAAUAUACCAUGGACAUUGAUUUGGACGAGGCCAACGAGUACUGGAGCAAGGCGUUAUCAGGGGCUCAGAUGUCGACUUUCCCCGCAUCAAGAGGCGGCAUGGCUGGACUCACGCGAGUUGUCCAGAAAACCAUCAACCUACCAACGCCAACAAAUAAGUCUAUUACCCAAGCUUCAACUCUUCGCGCCGCUUGGGCCCUUGUACUCGGGCGGUACUCUGACUCACACGACGUCUGCUUUGGAGUUACCUCAUCUGGAAGGCAUGCCCCUGUUCCUGGAAUUCAAAAUAUGCCAGGCUUAGUGAUUGCUACGGUUCCCGUUCGUGUCAAAAUCAACGAGAAACAGACAAUUCGUCAAUUUCUGCAGAGUGUCCAGGACCAGGCCAUGGCAAUGGUACCCUAUGAGCAACAUGGGCUGCAAAACAUCUCAAAACUAAGCUCCGAUGCUAAGCAGGCUUGCAACUUCAGCAGUCUUUUGACCGUCCAGCCUGCCCGGAAUAUGGGUCUGGAUGGAAGCGAUGGCGACUCGGUUCUCACGCCGGCUCACCUAGAAGGUCUACAAUCGGAUGAUGUGCUUCAGAACUACUUCAGCUAUCCUCUCGUAGUGCAAUAUCAUAUCCUACAAGACUCGAUAGAGUUGAAUCUCAUUUACAACACAGGAGUGCUCUCAGAGGAUCGGCUAGUAGCCUUGUCUCACCAUCUUGGCCAUGUAGUGAGCCAGCUUGCACUGCAAAGUGAUAAACCACUUUCUACCAUUUCUAUUAGUAGCGAAUGGGAUCUGAACAAGGCGAUAAGCUGGAAUUCUCAAACUCCCACCCGUCUUGAUGAACUUUGUGUCCAUGAUCUUUUCUCGCAGCAUGCUCAACGCAUGCCCCAGCAUGAGGCAAUUUUCACUUCGCGCGACACCAUGACCUAUGAAGCACUCGAUCGCUUCUCUACCAACAUUGCUAACUACUUGGGCCGUCUUGGUGUCAAGCCAGAAACUGUUGUCCCCUUCUGUCUAGAGAAGUCGAUGUGGACAAUAGUCGCAAUGCUUGGUAUCCUCAAGGCUGGAGGCGUUUUUGUUCCACUUGACCCUUCGCAUCCUACUGCUCGCCGACAGGCUCUGAUGGACGAAACAAUGGCGCAGUUUGUGGUAGUUUCCCCAAAUACCGCCCAUCUAUGCACUGGGAUGGCCCCGAAUGUCGUACUGGUGCCCGAUUGGAAACCAAAAGGUGUCAUUAUGGACCAUGCUGCCUUAUCAUCUAGUACCAUUGGACAUGGCAAAUACUUUGGCAUCGGACAGCUAUCUCGAGUUUUUCAAUUCUCUAAUUAUGUCUUCGAUGGCAGCAUGGGAGAGAUCCUUACAACCUUAGCUUUUGGAGGCACUGUAUGCGUACCUUCAGAAACCGAACGCCUGCAGUAUGCCGCCGAUUUCAUGGUGCGGUCCCGAGCGAACACAGCAAUGUUGACGCCUUCAUUUGUCAGAACAUUCAGACCUGAACAAGUCCCAUUGCUUAAAACUCUCGUGUUAGGUGGAGAACCUGCUUCGAAAGACCUUGUUGACACAUGGCAAGGGCAUGUGAAUUUGAUCAACGGAUAUGGCCCCGCGGAAGCCUGCAACUACGCAACCACGCACACUUUCGAUUCAAAUGAUGAAAACCCGCGUAAUAUUGGCCGUCCAUUCAAUGGAAAUUGCUGGAUCGUUGAGCCAGAUGACUUUAAUACACUGACUCCUCUGGGAUGCACCGGAGAACUCGUAAUUCAAAGUCAUGCCCUUGCUCGCGGCUACUUGAAUGAAGCUGAAAAGACCAAGAGCUCCUUCCGCGACCGUAUCAAUUUCUUGCGCCGUAAUCACGCCAAGAAACCCCGACGUUUCUAUCUGACUGGUGAUCUCGUGAGAUAUACAGCAGAUGGAGACAUGGAAUACGUCGGGAGAAAAGAUACACAGGCGAAGCUACGCGGCCAGAGACUGGAGCUCGGGGAGAUAGAAUACCAAAUCAAACGGGGGCUUCCAGCCAUAGAACAUGUGGCUGCUGAUGUCAUACGCCGGGACUCUGGCGAUGAGCUUGUUGCUUUCGUUUCAUUCGUAGGGAUGGACGAAUCCAGGCAGUCUGCCUCAAAAUUGCCAAACUUGAUCACACUUGAUGAUGGUUUACGAGACUCUCUCGUAGAGGUUGUAAGCUCUCUUAAGGCAGUAUUACCUGCUUACAUGGUACCCAGAACCAUAUUGCCACUUCAGCAUAUGCCUUUCAUCACAUCGAUGAAAAUAGACCGGGACAACCUCAAAUCUCUUGCAAAGUCAUUGUCCAAAGAAGAGCUGUCGGGAUACGCUUUACAUCGCACUGAUUAUGAGGAACCUUCGACUCCGAUAGAGUUCAAGCUGCGCGAUAUCUGGUCACAAGUGUUGCAGAUACAACCAGCACAAAUCGGCAAGAAUGAUUCCUUCCUAGCUAUUGGAGGUGACUCAAUCUCAGCUAUUCACAUGGUCUCCCUGGCACAGCAACAAGGCGUGAAGAUCGAAGUCUCCUCUGUGUUCGAGGACUCGAGAUUAUCUAACAUGGCGCAGUCCGCAAUCUUGACGGAGAACUUGGCCGAGACCUUUUUUGUUCAGCCUUUCAGCCUUAUCCCAACUGCUGAAAUGGAUAGUAUUCUUUCUGAAGUCAUGGAUCAAUGCAAACUCUCCGAAGGGAGCAUGGUUGAGGAUGUUUUCCCGUGUACACCACUGCAGGAGGGUCUCAUGGCUUUGGCAGUAAAGCAGCCUGGAUCUUAUAUUGCCAAGCAUGUUUACAAGCUAUCAAAUCACGUCAAUAUUGAUCGCUUUAAAGCUGCAUGGGAACGUACGGCCCAAAUAUGCGGCAAUCUGCGUACAAGGAUUGUGAGUAUUGGCGGCUCACACUUCCAAGCGGUGCUGAGCAGCGAUAUUGAUUGGGCGGCUUGCGACAACAUUUCUGUCAAUUCAUUCCUCAAUUCUCCCCAGUCUAACACUGUAUGCUACGGGGAUAGACUGUCUCAUUGCGCCAUUAUCUUAGAGAAUGGCCAUCGCUAUUUUGCAUGGACUAUCCAUCAUUCAAUCUUCGAUGGUUGGUCAACUCGUACAGUUUUGAAGACUCUGUAUGAGAGCUACUUCGAGAUAACUGCGUCGCCCCUCCAGCCGUAUUCUAGCUUUAUAAACUACAUGAUGAAGCUUGAUAAGGAUGCGGCUAAGGAAUUUUGGAAGAAGGAGCUUCACAACGUCACACGGGCGACAUUCCCUUCCCCGCUCCCGACAACCGAAUCUACCAGCAGCCAAGUACAAACCUUAACACGGUCAAUAUCCUUCGCAGAGACUCGGAAUACGUCUAUUACUACCGCAACUGUGCUUCGCGCGACGUGGGCACUAGUUCUAGCACGCUACUGUGAUACUGAUGACGUGUGCUUCGGUACAACAAUAUCAGGUCGUCAGGCUCCUGUCCCGGGCUUGGUAGAUAUGCCUGGGCCGGUGGUCGCCACCGUCCCUGUUCGUGUACAAAUUGACUCAACACGUCUUGUGUCUGAUUAUCUUCAGGAUGUUCAGAAUCAAGCUGGUAGGAUGAUUCCGUAUGAGCAAUACGGUCUCCAGAAUAUUGCGAAACUCACUCCUGAUACAAAGGAGGCCUGCGAGUUUUCCAGCCUACUCCUCAUUCAGCCCAUGAACCAUAUUACUUCACAAAAUGGGUCUGGAGAAGAGCAAAUAUUUUUGGCAACUGGAGAUGAUGACGCUCAGGCGACAGGAGAGAUGCAAAACUACUUCACUUAUCCACUCAUUAUCCAAGGACAAGUCCGUGAGCAAGGAGUGGACCUUGUGCUGAUAUAUAAUUCUGCUGUUCUCUCCGAGGACAAAAUCACCGCACUGAGUCAUCAUUUUGAUCAUGUGGUUCAGCAACUGACUGGAGAUCCCCAGAUGGCAUUAUCAGAAGUCUCCGUAUCUGGAGAAUGGGACUUGCAGAAGGCCAUUGAAUGGAAUCUCGACGCUCCGGAAUAUGCAAAUGUCUGUGUCCACCAACUGAUCGAAAAGCAAGCUGAAUCAGUUCCAGAUGCGACGGCACUUGAUGGAUGGGAUGGCACACUCACUUACAGGGAGCUCAAUGAUGCCGCUAAUAGAUUGGCCCACCACCUGCUCUCCAACCUGGGUGUCAAAGCUGAAGAUUUGGUGGUUGUAUGCUUUGAUAAAUCAAUCUGGUUUAUUGUCUCAAUUCUAGCAAUCAACAAGGCUGGCGCUGCCUGGGUGCCAAUAGAUCCAUCUCACCCCCUCCAACGCCAGCGCCAGAUCGUUAGGCAGACACAAUCGAGGGUUGCCUUGGCGGCACCACAAAUGGUUUCGAGAUGCUCAGAGCUUGUCUCGAAUGUAGUGGAGGUGACUGCUACGUUGGACCGUUCUCUGUCUAGAAACGACACAAUCAGCUCCUCUGGGCAAACAGUAGCCGUAGCUCCAAGCAACACAACGUAUGUCCUCUUCACCUCCGGAACCACAGGCCUCCCAAAAGGUUUAGUAAUGGAGCAUGGGGCGUUGACCACAUGCAUUCUUUCUCUUUCGAGCACCUUGGGGGUCCACCAGAAUGUCAAAAUGCUGCACUUUUCUGCCCACGUGUUUGACAUUGGCAUUGGAGAGAUAUUUAUGCCAUUAUUUUCUGGCGCUACUCUCUGUAUCCCCUCCGAGGAUGAUAGAAUGAACAACCUAUCCGAUUUCAUUUGCGAGAAGGGGGUUAAUUGGCUUUUCCUCACUCCAUCAUUUACCCGAACCUUGCGGCCAGAGAAAGUCCCAACCAUCGAACUGAUCCUCACUGCGGGAGAACCCUUCGGUAAAGAUCUAUUGGACAUGUGGUUUGGCAAGGUUCGACUUGUAAACUCAUGGGGCCCAGCAGAAACUUGCAUUAUCAAUACAACUAACGAGUUCAAGUCACAACACGAUUCUGCCUUGAAUUUCGGUCGGCCUUUUAACUCCAGGUGUUGGAUCGUAGAUGCCGAUAAUCCACACCGCCUUGCCCCAAUAGGCUGUGUUGGUGAGAUUGUCCUUCAAGGUCCUAUCAUAUUGAGAGAAUAUCUUGCAGAUGUUGAAAAGACACAAGCGGCCAUGAUAACCAACCUGCCUAGCUGGGUUCCCCAUCGGAACGAUGCGCACUGGAACAGAUUUUUUAAAUCAGGUGACUUGGGCUUCUAUCACCCUGAUGGAACCAUUGAAUUUGUUGCGAGGAAGGAUACUCAGGUUAAGAUUCGCGGUCUCCGAGUCGAAUUAGAUGAGGUGGCUCAUCAUAUUCGUCAAUCUCUUGAAGAUGUUCAGAAGAUCAUCGUCGAUGUACUCAAGACCAGCAAUGGCGUUAACCUCGCUGUAUACUUGUGUUUCUCCAAUGAAACUCGACUCCCGCAAGAGGUCUUGGGAGAUGACGGCGACCUCCUCCUUCCGCACACACCAGAACUUCAACAGCGCUUAGCAGAGAUGGUCAGCAGACUCACAGCGCUGCUGCCUCGAUAUAUGAUCCCAACUUUCUUCUUUCCCUGCAAGUUCAUACCACUCACUGGAUCGUCAAAGCAAGAUACCAAGCGACUUCGUAAUGUGACGGCCGCGCUCAGCCCAGAGGAACUUUCCCGCUUCUCUCCCUCAUCAGGUGAGAAGCGAGCACCGGAGACUCCUAUGGAGAAUCAGAUUCAACGCCUUUGGGCCGACCUCAUCAACGUUCCAGCUACCUCGAUAGGCCGUGAUGACACCUUCCUAGCCCUUGGAGGUGACUCCCUCCUAGCCAUUCGGUUCAUCUCCCAACUGCGUGACGUAGGUUUAAUCUUGACCGUCAAGGAUAUAUUUGAUGAUCCUCGCUUGUCGUCUGUUGCCAGCAAGAUUAGACACAGUGAAGCAGGUGAUGAAGUUCAGGAAACCAUUGCCCCUUUCCAGCUAUUGGGCGAUGGUCAGCUAGAAGCAGUCCAAGCAGACCCUGGUCUCCAUUCUGGGCAUGAGAUUGAAGACGCUUUCCCUUGUACCAAGCUUCAGGAGGGUUUGAUGACGAUUUCUGUCAAACAGCCUGGUUCAUACAUCUCUAAGCAAGUAUUCCAUAUCCCACAACACGUGAAUCUCGACAAUUUUAGAACCGCCUGGGAGAGAACAGUUGAACUAUGCAGUAACCUGAGGACAAGGAUAGUUCUUCACCAGAAUUCUUCGAUCCAGAUGGUUGUCAAGUACGAUCGAGGAGAUGUAUGGGAUGAAGUCAAUGGACUUGAUCGGCGAUCUUUCCUACGAAAUUCCCACACAGUCCAUAUGGGUUAUGGAUCGCGGCUCUACAGAUCUGCGCUAUUACAAGAGCCAAAUGGCCAGAGCUUCUUUUGCCUUCUAAUGCACCACGCAAUAUUUGACGGCUGGACAAUGUCGAUUAUUUUAAGAACCCUGGUCAGCUUCUAUGAACAAAACCAGACUCCUACUGUCUAUCCAUAUAAUAGAUUCGUCAAGUAUACUCAGGACCUCGACCAGAACCAAGCUACCAGAUUCUGGGAAGGCCAACUUCAGAAUGCACAAAAAGCAUCGUUCCCAGAUUUUGUUGAGAAUCUUAAUGCCCAACAACAAACUAAAGUCUUCCAAAAGCCCUUGGAAAUCUCCUGGCCCAAAGAUACCAGUGUUACCAAAGCAUCCGUGCUUAGAGCAGCCUGGGCGAUUGUUCUUUCUCGUUAUUGCACGUCGGAUGAUAUUUGUUUCGGUGCGGUGGUGUCCGGAAGAAACGCGUCGGUAUCAGGAAUUGAGGGAGUUACCGGUCUCAUUACAGCAACUGUUCCUGUCCGCGUACGACUUUCACGAGAUCAACCGGUUUCCCAGUUCGUCCGAGGGAUACAAGCUCAGGCAUCCGAUAUGGUAGCACAUGAACAGUUUGGCAUUCAAAAUAUAGCCAAACUCGGACCUGACGCAAAAGAAGCCUGCGACUUUUCAAGUCUGAUGAUUGUCCAGCCUGGCCAGCAUGUGGAAAAUCCUACUACCGUCAAUCCCAAAGGCGUACUUGAGCCCGAUGAAUCGCAGGAAUGUGCCAUCCAGGACUCGAUGCAAAACUUCCUCAAUUACCCUCUCGUGGUCCAAUUUGUCUUACAAGGUUCACGAACAGAACUGUUUAUCAUGUACGACCCCAAUGCAGUUACUGAGCAGCAAUCAAUCGCUAUCUCUCACCAGAUAGAACAUGUCAUCAGCCAAAUGCUGAAACCAGACGACAUGUUGCUGGGCGAAUUGUCCGUGUCUGGCCCUUGGGAUCUACAACAGGCAAUCAAAUUUAAUUCCCACGUCAAUCAUGACGUUGUUCAAGCUUGCAUUCACGAUUUCGUUUCAAACCAUGCUCGUCGUGAACCAACUCGAGAAGCGAUUUACUCCACGGAAAGAUCAUUUACAUAUGGAGCGCUAGACAGCCUAUCUGAUCUUCUAGCCUCCUAUCUACAUUUCCUGGGCGUUCGACCUGAAAUCAUGGUACCCUUCUGCUUCGAAAAGUCCCCUUGGGCCAUCAUUGCGAUGCUGGGCAUAAUGAAGGCCGGAGGUGCAUUUGUUCCACUUGAUCCAGGUCACCCCUUCGAUAGACGGAAGUCUCUAGUCCAAGAAGUUGAUGCUCGCGUCGUCCUUGUAUCUCCCUCGACGGCACAAGCUUGCGAGGACAUUGCCGAACAUGUGAUCGAAAUCUCAGAACAGUUCCUGUCACAUCUGAAGGUUUUGGGCAUUUCGCUACAACCUCCAAAGACGAUAUCUAGCCCGGAUAAUGCGGCGUACACUCUUUUCACCUCUGGGUCGACUGGCAAGCCAAAGGGUGUUUUGAUCACUCACUCUUCCAUAUGCACGUCGCUGAUGGGCCAGAGAGAGUCCAUGGGCUCCUCAUCUAGCUCUCGCUGGUUCCAGUUUGCAAACUAUAUUUUUGACGCCUGUAUCAGUGAAAUUUGGGGCCCUCUCAUCCUAGGCGGUGUGGUCUGCGUGCCAACUGACAGAGAGAGGCUCCAUGAUGCAGCCAAUUUCAUCACAUCGUCUCAGUCCAAUAUCGGAGUCCUCACUCCAUCCUUUGUAAAGAUGCUAUCACCCCUCGCAGUUCCGUCUCUCAAAACUCUAAAUCUAGGCGGAGAAGCCCCUACCAAAGACCUCUUGGAUACGUGGUUUGAGCAUGUCGACCUUCGAAAUGCGUAUGGUCCCACAGAAGCGUGUAUCAGCUGUGCCUAUUAUCAGUACAAAUCUCCUACAGAGUCACCAACCAUCAUAGGUAAUGGCUUUGUUCACAAUACCUGGAUCGUGGAUCCUGACGAUCACAAUCGCUUAGCGCCCAUCGGGUGCACUGGGGAGCUACUUGUUCAAGGUUGGUCAUUGGCCCGUGGUUAUAUCGGCGAUGGCGAGAAGACUAAGGCAUCAUUCAUUAAUGGUGUGAACUGGAUGCCACGCUCUGUGCCAGGCCAUGAGUUUGGGUUCUAUAAGACUGGCGAUCUCGCCAAGUACAACCCGGACGGCACAAUUUCCUACCUGGGCCGGAAAGACGCCCAAGUCAAGAUUCGAGGCCAACGCAUAGAAAUCGGCGAGAUUGAGUAUCAGAUCAGUGUGGUAGACCGUUCUAUCAAGCAGGUGGCCGUCGAGCUUAUUCCAUAUCGUUCUCGCGAUACUCUUGUCGCACUUUUUACAAUCAACAGCGAAAGCCACGAGGAUGAUGAUGCCCAAACUAUCCAAGUGGCUGGCAAAACACAGUUGAUUUCCAAUACGUUAAUCAACCUGUAUUCCAAGCUGGCAUCUCAACUCCCUGAGUACAUGAUUCCUCAGUACUUUAUCCCUGUGGCACGUAUUCCGCAAAAUACUGCUGGAAAGCUCGAUCGCAGGUCUCUGGCCAAGUUCGUAGCAGCCAUGUCCACUGAGGACUUAUCCAGAUGGUCUCUCAGUCAAAGCCUACCGUUCCGCGAAUGUACAACAGACAUCCAGCGCUGGCUACGCCAUCAGUGGGCCAUGGUCCUAACUAUGCCGGCUACGACUAUCAGUGUGGAUGACAAUUUCUACAAUCUUGGGGGUGACUCCAUCCGCAUCGUGACACUGAAUAAACUUAUCUCGGAGAAGUUUAAUGUUCAGCUAGGAAUAUCACUCCUCAAUAGUAAGCAGACUACCAUUGGCAUCAUGGCCGGUUAUAUCGAGGAUGCUAGGGACGAACGUCUCGCGAAUGAGACGUCCAUCAGUGUGGCAGAUGAGAUCACGACGGUCACCAACACGUCAUGGGCUAGGCACCCGCAGCGUUUAAUCGAGAACCCGAUCACGUCCUUGCCAAAAAAUGCUACUGUCUUUCUAACAGGAGCCACGGGAUAUCUGGGCACCGAAAUUUUACGCCAGCUGGUCCGCUCGGAGGCUAUCAGAACCGUGAUUGUCCUCGUACGCAGCAAGUCUUCCCGCAUGGGAUUAGAACGCGUCAAAGAUGCUGCCCGUAUUACAGGAUGGUGGCGAGAUACCGAUAAAGAAAAGAUUGAGGUUUGGGCAGGCGACUUGUCUCAACCACAACUGGGACUUGAAGAAUGUCAACGGUCCCGUUUGACAAAGUCAGGCGAUGGCCAGAUUGAUGCAUUUAUCCACAACGGAGCGGUGGUCAAUUGGAACGCAGACUACACCAAACUCAAAGCUGCCAACGUCGAUUCCACAGUUGACCUUCUUCAUCUUGCUUCUGUCUCUGCGUCAAAUCCCAAAUUUGUGUUUGUGACGGGCGGCAUGCACGUUAAUCACGAUGACGAAGUAGAUGUACACGCGCCAAUUAUCAAUUCACUCAACGGCUACAUUCAGACAAAGUUCAUAGCCGAGAGGAUCGUGUAUAACAUGAGCCAGAAACUACCUUCACAACAGAACAGAAUUUCGAUCGUCAUGCCUGGGCGAAUCAUUGGAGGCCAAAGUACGGGCGUGGCCAAUGUUGAUGACUUCCUCUGGCGAAUGGUAUCGUGCGCAGCUGCCAUAAGGAAACAUCCUUCAGAUACUCAAGGACUUUGGAUGCAAAUUGCGGAUGUGUCCAAUGUGGCAGAAAGAAUCAUCGGUCAGAUUUUUGCUCAGGAUGAAAUGUCACCUUAUGUCUCAGCAACAGGCUUGAUACCAGAGUCCUUGUUUUGGGAUCAAGUGAACGCGGAAUUGAAGGUUCAAUGCCAGCCUAUUUCUUGGGAGGAAUGGCAAACAUCCGCGAUGGAAUCGAUGAACAAGGCUGGAGAAAAACACCCUCUUUGGCCGGUUCAGCAUUUCGUGUCUCGUCUUGGAAAACCAGUGGAGAAAGAGGAGAUCGAUGCAGAAGACUACACACAGCUUUGCCGCGCAGUAAGAAGCAAUGUGAGAUAUCUUAUGCGCAUCGGCUUCAUCCAGUCGUCAGCAGGCGAAUUUGGCGAUAUUCGCGAGGCAACAAUGAAGCGUAUGCACACCACCUGA